Messenger RNA from Cyprinodon tularosa, 1244 nucleotides. RefSeq lists its product as uncharacterized. The coding region runs from base 40 to 987 and encodes 315 amino acids. The transcript has 8 exons. NCBI's taxonomy places the organism in Eukaryota, Metazoa, Chordata, Actinopteri, Cyprinodontiformes, Cyprinodontidae. The record is from RefSeq and is a predicted model, not a curated record.
GAGUAAAUCGAAAGUUAGGGAAUUAGUAGAGAGGCUGUCAUGGAGAUGCAAGAGAUCCCGACGGAGAGCCCAAGAGUCCAUGCAGAGGAUGGAGCAGGUGAGCCGAUGCUGGAGGUGAUAACUAAAGAGGAAGCAGAACCAGACCAUUACGAACAACUGAAAUGUCCAACUGAAGAUGUUUACGUAAAAGCGUCUGAUAUUCAUCCUAUAGUCAAAUCAAAAGAAGUCAGCAGAGCAAGAAGCAGGAGGAGAAAAGAGCAAACAAGCUGCCUGACUUACAGAAGCAAAGUAUUCCCCAUGUACAUCAAAUUUUGGCGCAGCUAUUUUAAGGAUGAAAAAGAGAAACCGGAUGAAGGCUCACUAUCGGUUGAGCUGGAGGGGGAAAAAGGCAAACAGGCUGAGAGGAAUGCAGGACUGUACCGUCUGCCGUGUUUAAUCCUCUCAGUUGUCUGUCUCAUUCUUCUCAUACUGGUCUGCAUACUUGGUGUGAAACUCCAAAAUACAACCACAGUCUGCCCAGGAAAUGGCAGAUCUGAAGACCAACAGUGUCCUGAUCCAGCAUGCAGCAUUGAGGAAUGCCAGGACCGCUACCAAAACAUUCCGUUCAAGCAUUUUGGCUGCCAGCAGUGUGCUACAGGGUGGCUCACCUAUGGCAGGUCCUGUUUUUUUCUUUCCACCACCAGACUGACCUGGCUUGAGAGUCAGAAGAACUGCAGCGCCAGUGGAGGGUCUCUGGCUAUUGUUACCAACAAGAAUGUUCAGAAAUUUCUUACACAGAAAGGGAAUCUGAAGUACUGGAUUGGACUGAGGCUUCAUAACGCCACAUGGAACUGGGUCAACAGUAAUGCGCUGCAGCAGAGUUAUUGGAUGGACCCUGUCCAAAACGAAGAUUGUGCCUAUCUCUACAGUGAUGGUCCAGUUGAGAAGAACUGGGGCAGGGCUUCCUGUCUGGCUUCAGCCUACUUCAUCUGUCAGCUGCAAUUCUGAAGGAAAUUGGGUUUCAUCAAAGAUCCUCUCCUCAGUAGGCAGAUAAUCGCUUUAGUUUGCAUGACAUACUCCAAUCAUAUCCAUUGCUUCUUAGACAGUGUAAAUAUUACAUUUAAGGCCUGAAUUUAAUGUAUGACAUCACAUUAUAUUUACUACUGAGUUUUAUGGUUUGUACAUCAGUAUAUUUGCUUUUACCAGCUUUAAUUUAGAUAUUUUAAUAUUUUGUACUACAAAUAAAUGUCCUGCUGACUCAUAAA